This is a messenger RNA of Nanorana parkeri, 1199 nucleotides long. It is a transcript of the gene IKBIP, whose product is annotated as IKBKB interacting protein. NCBI's taxonomy places the organism in Eukaryota, Metazoa, Chordata, Amphibia, Anura, Dicroglossidae. The record is from RefSeq and is a predicted model, not a curated record. Bases 46 to 1188 code for a protein of 380 amino acids. The transcript is spliced from 3 exons.
GUAAUAGCUUUCUAUGUAUAGUUAGCAGUUGGUGUGUGUUGUACAAUGUCUGGUGAAGUGAAGCAGAGGAAGAAGGGGGGCUCCCCAACCUCCAAGGAAGCGAAGGAUACCCAGCGGAGUGGUACUGCUGCAGGACAGCGGGCAAACGAUGACAAUCCUGGAAAGCUGGUGGCAGCCUCGUCGGUGUCUGCAAGUCGGUCCAUGUGCCCUGAUGUCAGGACCCUGCUGUGCUGCUUGUGUCUGGCACUCUGUGCAACUUUGACAUGGAUGGUAUUUCAGCAGUCGCAAAACUUUACCCUUCUUGAACAGAAGUACCAGUCCCUGCAGUCCCGAUCGUCUGCGCUAGAAGACCUGGAAGCUAAAGUUGGAGACAUUUUUGGGAAGCUCGUGUCCACUGACGACUCACUAGCAGAAGCUACAGCAUCAUCUUCCCUAGUAAACAACUUACAGCAACAAAUAUCUAGUCUACAUAAUGACAUAGAUCACAUUCAAUUCAAUGAGCAGGAACUUUCCAAAAUGAUGCAGAACGUCAACAUCAAGUUCCAAAAUGUCACAGAUACGUGGAAGAAAAACCUGGAUGACAUGAACAUGGAAACUAACUCGAUAAAGACUGAGACCAAGUCUUUUCAUCAGCAGAUGACUCUAAAGGUUAACUCUGCUGACCAGACCCUAAAAGUUAUUUCUGAAAAACUUAAAGAGUUUGAAGAGAGUACACCAAGGAACUUUAGAACUGUAAAAAGACAAGAAGAUGAAGAUCUUCAACGUAUCACUGAUGUUUUGGACUAUGAUGCCAAGGCUAUUCAGGAUCUGAUAAAGCAGCAGAAUGAGUUGGCCAACAUGGACCAAGAAGUCCUGAAAAACAUAGUCCAGUUUGAGCCCAAAUUGGCCGAGUGUGUCGGCCAUUUGCCAGUUAUUGAUAACGCUGUUGGCUCUCUACUCAAGGUCUCCAACGAGAUGCAUGACCUUGACAAAAAGAUCAACGAGUUGACCGUACAGGUGUUUAAUACAGAGGACAAUUUGUUGAAAAUAAUCUCGGAGACUUUAGAGAUCCAGCAUGCUCUGGAGAGUAUGAAGUAUGACAACAGUAUCCUAAAACUGCAAAAUGAAAUCUCAGUUUUGAAGGAGAGAACAGAAACGUUAUCUUCAACGAAUGAAAAGUCAGUGUCAGAAAGAGACACAAUUGACUGAACAUUUUCUGA